Messenger RNA from Branchiostoma belcheri (Belcher's lancelet), 2040 nucleotides. RefSeq lists its product as uncharacterized. The transcript is spliced from 3 exons. Bases 99 to 1235 code for a protein of 378 amino acids. NCBI's taxonomy places the organism in Eukaryota, Metazoa, Chordata, Leptocardii, Amphioxiformes, Branchiostomatidae. The record is from RefSeq and is a predicted model, not a curated record.
AGAAAUGUUUCUUACGACGACAUGACAAUCCCAACGGACGUGUUUCUUAAGUUUUGGAAGAAGUAAUAGAAGUCUUUGCUUCCGACGUUCCUGCAACAAUGGAUGGACUGGCGACUAGAGAACGUGACUUCAGGCGAUGCCUGGCCCUGAUGGUACUCUUACAGUACGUCCUGACAAUCACGCCCCCUGCCGACGCACAGGUGACACGCACCGUCACGGCAACGCCUGCGUCACCAGGCAACUUCACCGCAUCGUCUGCGUUGCCAGGCAACGUCACCGCAUCGUCUACGUUGCCUGGCAACGGCAACGCCACGUCUAACCGGCCGGACAACAUCAACGCCACGCAGAGUCAGCGACUCGGAAACUUCACAACUACCAAUCUGCGUUCGAUUUCGUUGCCUAGCAACGUCACCAAUUCUACAACGAUGAACCCUGGCAACAACACCGACAUUGCAACGACGUCUUCGUUGCCUAGCAACGAUACCAACGCAACAACCGUCAACCCAACAAUGUUUUCAAACAACACCAACCUGACGACGGUGCAAUCUGCGUUGCCUGGCAACAACACCAACCUGACGACGGUGACUCCGUUGCUAGGGAACGGCACGUCGAUGACGUCGCUCUUCCCUCAUGUGAACGCAACCAAUGGCACAGCUGGAAGCGACGCCUUGCCCCCCUUACAGUGGGACUGGUCAGUUAUCGGAGUUAUCGUCGCCUGCAGCGUGCUCGGGUUUCUCCAGUUACUCCUCCUCGGCCUCUGCUGCUUUCUCUGGGUUCGGAAACGCAAGAGUUCGGCGCUGAAAAUCGGCUCCAAGGAAUCCCUGAGGCCGAGAGACGAAAGCGACAAGGACGCCAGGCGGAAAAGCAUCAUGAAAAGCACCAAAGACGGGUCAAGAGAUAAGAGGACCAAGUCGCCGCACAGAGUCACGAUUGUAGAGAACAAAGAAGAACUGAUGGCGAGGACCGUCCCGACUCCGGCGUCUCAGAGAAGGGUCCUCAAGUCGGACAACAGCGGCAUCGGCGGGUUGUACUUCCCUCCGCGCUACAAGAUGCCUGAAAACAAGCGCCCACCGGCCACGAACAUGUACAGCGUGCAGGCACACAUUAACGGCAAACCGGUCACCUUCGUGAGGCCCCUGGACACGCCCGAGCCCACGCCGCCUGCUGGCUGGCUGGAGCGCUUCAGUCGGUACCUGAAGGAAGUAGGCGCAGAGACCUCUAGCGGUAGCAAUUGAAACUGCAAGGAGUAACAUUUGAAAAACAUCGCCGCCGCCAGGCUGGUUGGAGCGCUUCAGUCUGUACCUGAAGGAAGAAGACACAGCGACCUCUAGCGGUAUCAACUGAAGCUGCCAGGAGUGAAAAAUGAAGUGAAUGUGAACAUUUUAACCGCAGCAAAACGCAACGAACGCAACGAAAAAGUCAAGAGUUUACUGUCAAAUUAUUUAAAGAUAUUGUGUAAAAAAACACUAGCGGAGAAAGGGCUAAGCAUUCGAAUGUAUUCCUUUUCGUUUAUAAACCAAUGCGUCUGUUGUAGCAAGUACUAAAAGUAUUAGUAAUGAAAUAGUUCUACAAGUUUCAAGUAAUAAAUUAUGGGAGUCGAAGCCAUUUUUAAAAAAAGUUACCAGCAAAUAUGCAAAUACAUGUUUGUGUACACAGAGAAUGGAAAUCUCUUGUUGUAUAAAACAUAUCAGAUCUCUUAUGUAUAAAACACAUCAAAUAGAAAUUAUAUACUAUUAUUAUUACUGCAAGAGCAGGUGUCAUACAAUGUUGCACUUAAGUAUGGGAGGCGAUGUAAAUGCUAACAUAUCAUACUCAAGGAUAGUCUUGCUGUAUAUGUGUUGUUAGUUAAGCAUAGAAAUGUAUUAUUUUGAGUCAAGCAGUGUUGGAGUGUUGUACAUCAUAAUGUUUCGUGUAUUUCGGUAGUCCUAAUCUUAUUCUUUACAAUCAACUGUGGAUAUUUGUGGAUGUUUCUUAGAUGUAUUUGUGUACGUGUUUGUAAAUAUAAGCCGUCGAGUCUAAAAUGAACAAUAAACAUCCAAA